Molecule: messenger RNA, 1092 nt
Organism: Dioscorea cayenensis subsp. rotundata (Guinea yam)
Lineage: Eukaryota; Viridiplantae; Streptophyta; Magnoliopsida; Dioscoreales; Dioscoreaceae
Product: DNA repair protein XRCC3 homolog
Biological process (GO): telomere maintenance via recombination; t-circle formation; double-strand break repair via synthesis-dependent strand annealing
Cellular component (GO): replication fork; Rad51C-XRCC3 complex
Molecular function (GO): four-way junction DNA binding; ATP binding; ATP-dependent DNA damage sensor activity
Source: RefSeq, a predicted model, not a curated record
CCCAAAACUCCUUCCCAAAAAUCCUUAACGCAAAGGAUCGAUCAUGGCUUCCAUUCCCCCAAAACCAGAGAACCCUCUCCAUCUCCACACCACCAAGCUCACCCUCGGCUGCCCCAUCCUCGACUCCUUCCUCGGCGGCGGCAUUCCCUGCGGCUCCAUCACCGAGCUCGUCGGCGAGAGCUCCGCCGGCAAGACCCAGCUCUGUCUCCAACUCCUCCUCUCCUCCCUUCUCCCCCCUUCUCUCGGUGGCCUCUCCUCCCCUUCUCUCUACAUCUACUCCGAACCCCCCUUCCCUCUCCGCCGUCUCCUCCGCCUCUCCCUCCCUUCCCUCCCUCCCUGCCCUCUCGAUCACGUCUUCGUCCGCCUGUCCACUCACCCUGAUGAUCUCCUCUCCCUCCUCUCCCACCUCCCUGACUCCCUCCCCGUCCGCCUCAUCGUUAUCGACUCCAUCGCCGCCCUCUUCCGUUCCGAGUUUGACAACACUCCUCGCGACCUCAAAUCCCGCUCCUCCCUCUUCUUCAAAAUCUCCACCAAGCUCAAAGACCGCGCACGGAAGCUCGGCGCCGCCGUUGUGGUCACUAACCAUGUCGUCGACGUCGUUGAGGCGGAGUGCGGUGGUGCGCGCUGCUUGUGGUCGUCUGGUCGACGGGUUGUGCCUGCGCUAGGGUUAGCGUGGUCACAUUGUGUCAAUACUAGGGUUUUCUUGACGAGGAGUGAGGGAAUGUCGAGGAGUAGCAAUGGAGAGGAGUGCGAGGUGAGGACUCGGAGAAUGCAUGUGGUUUUCUCCCCUUGUUUGCCGGAGCGCUCGUGCGAGUUCGCCAUUGUUGGUCAUGGAGUGCUCGGUGUUGGCUAGUGAUCAGGUACCCAAGUAUUUGAUUCCUUGUUAUCUCUUUUUUUGUGAUAUGCCUAUCAAGUGUUUGAUGAAAAUCUUUAGCAAAAUGCAAGCUUUGAAGUGUAGUCCUUUUUGCCCAUGUUUCUCUGAUUAUAUAAUAUAUAUACACACACUGUUUAUGUGUAUAGUUUUGCACAGAUUGCAUCUGGUCAUCAGUCUGAUGAUUCUAUUGUUAUGAAGAUGAUGAAAUGAAAUUUCAG